AUGAUCAUAUUGCAUAAUGUUAAUGAUGAUGAUAAGAAUGGUGACUGCACUAUCAACAGCACUGACAAUCUCAAUAGAUGUGUUGAUAAGAACAAUAACGAUAAGCGCCUGAAUCAACACCCUUCCGACAUCCUCCGCCACGCCCUCUCCGCAAGCCCUGACCCGAAGGCGUCUUUGUUCCGCCAGGUGCAACCUCCCGCGCGGCCGGGUGAUCGGAGGCAGCAGCAGCAUCAACUACAUGCUGUACGUGCGCGGCAACCGGCGCGACUACGAUCUGUGGGAGUCCCAGGGCAACCACGGCUGGGGCUACGACCGUGUGCUGCCCUUUUUCAAGUACUCGGAGGACAAUGCCAACCCGACGCUCGCCGCCAACUCAGAAAAUCGCCGCAGGCCAGAGGACCAGGACUCGUUAGUAUAAGUAUUAAGCCGCCCAGGAUGAAGUGGAUGGGCGCCGCCUGCCAGGACGCCCGUAGAUCCAGCGAAUAACCAGGAAAUCGUCAGAGCAGGCCCCAGGGUGCUAUGGAAAACCGCCUGCCUGGAUGUCCAUAGAUCGGCCAAACUCCAGGAGCUCCCUAGCGCAGGAAUAAGCCGCCCUCAGAUACCGGAAAGGACGCCCCUGCUCAGACGUCCUUAGACCUAGACGCAGGUUACGAGGACAUCUGUACGAGCCGAAACCGAGAAAGACCUGGACGAAUCUAUGAGGACUGGUGGAUGAAUAACACCAGUCUGACGACCCGAAAUCGAGGAGGACCUAGGUGAAACGUGUAGACGUCAAGGAUGGAGAAUUCACCAAGGACCAAGAUGAAGAGGCCGACAAUUAGGAGCUACACAAGGAUGACCAGGAACAAGAAUGCGACAAGAUGACCAGCAGAUCGGGUCUGAGGAUGGGUCACCCUUGAGGCAAUUCAGAUGACACAUUGAGGACGAGGCGU
Molecule: messenger RNA, 932 nt
Organism: Penaeus vannamei (Pacific white shrimp)
Lineage: Eukaryota; Metazoa; Arthropoda; Malacostraca; Decapoda; Penaeidae
Source: RefSeq, a predicted model, not a curated record